Hibiscus syriacus is the source of this 1475-nucleotide messenger RNA. RefSeq lists its product as uncharacterized. Gene Ontology annotation, cellular component: mitochondrial large ribosomal subunit; ribosome. Bases 73 to 1335 code for a protein of 420 amino acids. Gene Ontology annotation, biological process: translation; ribosome assembly. The record is from RefSeq and is a predicted model, not a curated record. Gene Ontology annotation, molecular function: structural constituent of ribosome. The transcript is spliced from 11 exons. NCBI's taxonomy places the organism in Eukaryota, Viridiplantae, Streptophyta, Magnoliopsida, Malvales, Malvaceae.
UAAGUAAAGAACAAUGAGGUCAGUUUUCUCUUUACUUACUUUUAGGGUUUCUAAGUAAAAGCGGAAGGAAAGAUGUACAAGACGAAGCAGCUAUGGUCUCCUCUCUCCGCCGCUUUCCGCAGACUUCUUCCGACGACAUGUCGUUUGGCUCCUUUCUCUGCAAAUUCAAAAAUUCCAUCUUUAUCCUCUCACCUCCGAUCUUCUUCUAGGGCUCCUUUACGCCCUGAAAUUUUCCCUGAUUCAAAAAUUUCCCUUCUAAGUUUCUGUUCGCAAUCCGCCGCAAAUCUCGAUUCUACAACGAAACCGUGCUGGAACUGCAUCGCCAACGCUCCUGGCUCGACGCCGUUCUUGUAUUGUGAUUCCUGCCGGAGCAUUCAGCCUGUUGAUUUAUCCAUCGAUUACUUUCAAAUUUUUGGACUAGAGAAAAAACAUGAAAUUGAGGUUGAUGGGUUAGAGAGGAGGUACAAGGAUUGGCAGAAGAAACUGCAUCCUGACAUUGUUCAUUCAAAAUCGGAGAAAGAGAGAGAAUAUGCUGCUGAACAAUCUGGCCGUGUUAUUGAUGUGUAUCGCACACUUAGCAAGCCGUUGUCUAGGGCGGUAUACAUUGGAAUUUCCACAUCAAGGAAGCUACUAGCAGGUGAGCUGCCUAGUUAUCAGAGAUUGUGGAGAUCACCUUCUGCAAGUAUCUCAACGCCUUUGUAUCAGUAUUUUCAACAAUCGGGAAUUUCCACUUCAAGGGAGCUACUAGCAGGUUCGUCUGAAGAGACGGCAAUUGCAUCACCAUUAACUCCUGUUUUGGCAAUAAAUAGUGGAAAGACUGAAGAGAAGAAAGUUGCUCCCAAUCGCACAAAAGUUCAAGCAGUGUUAAAGAAGAUAAAACAGAGUCCUAAGAAGGUCAACUUGGUUGCUGCAUUAGUUCGUGGUAUGAGAGUUGAGGAUGCUUUGUUGCAGUUGCAAGUGACAGUAAAGCGAGCUGCUGAAACUGUCUAUCAGGUUAUUCACUCGGCUAAAGCAAAUGCUACCCAUAAUCAUGGAUUGGUUCCUGAGCGUCUGCUAGUUGAGGAGGCAUUUGUCGGAAAGGGGUUAUUUUUGAAGAGAGUUUCCUAUCAUGGUAAAGGGCGAUCCGGAAUUAGAGAGAAACCCGAGUGCCGGCUAACCAUAGUAGUGAGGGAAACGACCCCAGAAGAGGAGGCCGAGAUAGCCAGGCUAAGGGUAAGAAAAUUCCGCAAGCUUACUAAGCGCGAAAAACGACUUGUACCCCAUGAGCUUAUUGAAACCACUCCUAUUUGGAAUCGCAAAGGCAGCAACCGGGAACCAAAUGGCAGGGCUGCAUGAGAUUGUAGUCUUUAUUUGUUUAACUUUGUAGAAAAGUAAAGCUCUGGAAAUGGGUGCUACGAUAUAGUUUUCAGUGGCCGGAAAUGAGUUUUAAGAUGUUGAAUUUUGGGCUGUUCCCCCCUUUCAUUAUCCGUUAUUUC